GCCCAGCUGAAUCUUAGUUGGUGUUUCAGAUAAUCCCAAAGGUGGUGGAAGGGGGCUGAGGUCAGGGCUCUGUUUAGGCCAGCAAAGCUCUUCCUUACAAUACUAAGAAAAUAAUUUCUUUAUGGACCUUGAUUUGCGCAAGGCGUUACUGUCAUGCUGAAAUAGGAAAGGGUCUUGCCCAAACUGCAGACUCAGUGCCAAAGUUGAAAGUGUGAUGUCAAAAAAAAAAAAAAAAAAAUCAUUAUAUGCCGUGGCAGGAGAUGUCCUUUGAGAAACGGUCCUAUCCAAAACAAGGAAGAGAAAACCCCAGUCAAAAUAUACAAAAUUAUUAUGUGUGGACAUGUGUUUGACUAUAUUAUCUUUACUCAAGCUAAAGGACUUCUUCCCUAACUGAGGAUGGUCUGCAAUAACUGUAUUUGGACAGCAGAGGUCUUGUUUGAGUCAACUUGUCAAACCCUGCUGGUACCACAAACUGCGCAAGUACCAACACAGGGUACACAGGGUAUGCCAUAGAAGUGAAAUGCUAGUAAAUUAAGACUAUAUUUUAUAUUCUGAUCUCUGCUGCCCCCAACCGUCCAAAGAAUCAGUUCCUGCAUUUUUAUAAGCUGAAUCGACAACUUUUUACUUUUCUUUGAGCAUGUGCCAUUUAUAUGUUGUUUGAAAUGAAAUGUGUGCAUAAUAACUGACAGAAUGGCAGCAUUAUCAUUCCAAAAGGUCUGAUGUAAUCUAAUAUAAUAUAAAGUAUAGGUGUUUAAACCGCAAACUAAUAAAUUUAAACAGCUUACAAAAGAACUACAAACAGACACAUGCGCGCCCUGUGCAACCGUCGCUUUGAUGACGUCAGGUCAAACGGACUCUCCGCAUCUCAGCGCGGAGUUUAAAAACAGGGGUUUGCUGUGUACAUUACUGGGCUAAUUUUUUCGCUCAGAGUGAGGUAUUCGGCAUGCUAACGUUAGACUUAGAAAAUAAGAAAAAAUAUUCAAUUCAUUUCUUUCGGUUUUUUGUUUAAGGCAAAUAGUGACGCAAUCAAAAAGCACCCGCGUUGUUUGUAUCGUUAGCCAACGGUAACUGUAACUUUCUAAGCGACGCAGCCUCUUAAAAUAAUACUGAUAAAAUAAUAAAUCGUUUAUGGCAGACUAGUUAUUGUAAAAUAAAUCUGCUCUUACAUUUAUUCAGAUACGACACGUUUCUCUGCUUAAGUUUCAACGCGUUGCUAAAACUGGCAAGAAAAAGUUAGUUAUUUAGCCAACAAGCUAACAUGAGAUCCUUUGGUGACAGUUGCGACACACUGUAUUCUUAACAGGUGACUAGUUCAAUUAACUUUCCAUGAUGGAGGAUAACUCGUCUUCUUCUUCGAUGGUGACUGGCCUUUCUCGAGCGUCUUUCCUCCAGAGGACGCUGGAGCGGUUAUCCUCUGCACAGUGCCUGAAGCUGAAAGCUGAGGAGGCGGCUCCUGUCGCUGUCAUUGCGCUUCAGAGGUACUUAUCCGAGCAAACUGAGGGGCAGCAGGAGCAGCUCCACAGCUACAACUACGAUGUGACGGUCACUGAUGGAGUCUGGAGAGCCAAAUGCUUUGUUCACCCAGGUUUAAAUCACCUGGUGCACACAAACACCCUCAGGACUGGGGCCGACAUCAUCAUCACGCAGUGCUCUUUUGUUUACAACGAGAGGAGGCUGGGACAUGGGUACAUUUGCAUUGAAAAGCUCAUAUGCGGCGCAGAGAGGUCUGUCGUCCUGCCCUUUAUAGACGAUGUCAGCUCACUGCCCAUGCUGGUCAAGCAUGGCAUGGAGAGGAGUGUGCAAAGUGAUGUUCCCCUUCAGGUGAGCCGCAAACACUACCUGUCCCUGUGGAAUAACGACGACCCAGAGGGAGACAUCUGGACCUCAGGCUCUCCCUCAUCUGACACAGUGCUGGAUGUGUCCAAGAUUUCUCUUCUCUGCAGUCUGGAGUCAUCCUUUAGAAACACAUGGAAACCUCUCCCUCUCCUAGUGAAGAUAAUACACAAAUCAAGAUUAAGAUAUUAUGGGAAGUUUGGGCUCAAGAUCGAUUACCCCUUCCAGACGUACUUUGAAGUUGCUGACCAGAGUGGCACAAUGUCCCUCGUGCUUUGGAACGAACUUUGCCCCGAGUUUUAUCUGAGACUGAAUGUAGGCACAGUGUUGUACCUUCAAAAUUACACCCUGAAGCAGAGUUAUUCAAACCGGUCACGCCCUAAAAUGGACCAUCACAGAAUGAAGACCUUUAACUCUGUGGAAAUCUGCCUGAACCCUCGCAACCCAGCUUCGCUCAUCACUGUAGUGUGUCCAAAGAGUGUGCUGCCUCAGUGGGGACUGCCUGAGGUUUCCUAUCAGUUCACCACCAGGUCAGAGUUGGAAAAAUUAGCCAACAAUUCUUCAUGUGACGUCAUUGGUUUGGUAACAUUUGUUGGCCGUGUUGAAAGAGUCAAGAGUAAAGGGAACAAGGGUCCAGAAAAAUACUGGACGUAUCGCUGGGUCCACGCUGUGGAUGGGACGUCGAACAAUCCUUUUAUCCUGGAGAUUUUUUCCUCCUCUCAACCAGAAAUCUUCAGUUGCAUUUGCCCAAUGACCUACCUGGUUUGCACUCAGAUGAGGGUUUGUCAAGUGGAGGGCUCAGUGCCGUACCUCACGAGCAGCUGUGAGACAGAGAUGUUCAUCACAGGCUACCACAAAGGUCAGCCAUAUGUGAGUGAUCCCACAGUGAAGAGCUUCAUCCAGUGGACCAAGACUCUCAAGGACAACAUCGUCCUCCAGAAGACUGCUGUUGGUGGCCAUUAUUCCUACCCUCGCCCCCCAAAGAUAUUCACACAGUCGAUGGUAGAUGCCUCUGCUCAGGUUCCUCUGGUCGCUGCCACAGACUUGAAGAAGGAGUUAGAAACCCUGCAAUACAGGGAACAUAAAAAACUGGCAAUUCAAGGACAGAUCACGGCCGUGCGGUACAUGAAGACCCUAAAGACCACAGAGCCACAACAAACACGAGACAAAGAGCUGCCGGAUGUUUCUACUGAUGUGUGUGUACCAGAGACACACAAUCAUCCCACAGCAGCUGAGCAGACUUCAGCUGACAGUGUAACAUCUCCCUCUGCUGAGAAAAUCUCCCCAGUCGGAAGAAAAAGAAGAAUUCAAACCAGAAAAACCUCACAGUCCUCCCUGAAUCGUGAUAUCGUGCCAUCAAAAAGAAGGACGAGACAUAGAGGCACACAGGAAGGACGAGAGCAGGAGGAACAAGAGAGUGGCUCUGAAUCUGAGGAGGCUCAGGAUGUAGAACAUGGUCUACAGUAUGAAAAUCCAAAUCAAGACUCUGAUGUUUUAUCUUGGGAAAGCAGCAACUGGCUGAAGCAAAGGCAAGAAAUGUGUGAACAUUUGUGUCAAGGGGGUUUGUACCAGGACAGCAUCUCUCAGAGGUUCACGUCUGACGCAAGGAACGUGCUCCUGCAGUGGAGUAACCUUCAGCCGACGCGGUGGACACCAGAACACACCGCAGACACCAUCCCACCUGUGGUUUGUCCAGGAUACUACCAAGUAACAAUAUUAGGCAUAAACAAGCAGAUAGCUGUCAAUGCUGCGUAUUUACCUGUGAUGAGCGCCGAUGAGCCCAGGGCUGUAGGUCUUCCUCAGGAUCCCCACGGCAACACGAUGCUGUCCUGCCUUUCGUCGGGCUUCCUCUGCCCUCUCAGUGACACGGCUAACCACAGUGAUGCAGCUCUCCCCGAGCCAGAGGAGAUCUUAGCGUCUGCCAGUGAGCUGGAGGACACACAUGUCGUUUGUAUCUUGGACCUCUGUCACCUGGGUGGAGAUAAGGUGGAGGUCCUGAUCAACAAGGUGUACAGAGUGACAGAGGUUUCCCUCGACUAGGAGCCACAUUAAUCAUGUCAUUAAAGAGCAAAGGAAGCCUAAUGCACUGGUCUUAGACCAAAUCUCAAUUUGAUACUUGUAAAUUCUCUGAUUACCUGUUACACAUGUACAGCAAAAGUCACAUAAUACUUUAAAUUGUGCUUUAAUAUUUUUGAAAAUGGUGAUAUGUUUUAGGAUUAAAAUACUGAAAUAUAUAAAAUUGCCUUUUUUUUUUA
Messenger RNA from Toxotes jaculatrix (banded archerfish), 4088 nucleotides. RefSeq names its product RPA1 related single stranded DNA binding protein (gene radx). The record is from RefSeq and is a predicted model, not a curated record. Gene Ontology annotation, cellular component: replication fork. Lineage: Eukaryota; Metazoa; Chordata; Actinopteri; Toxotidae. Gene Ontology annotation, biological process: regulation of DNA repair. Gene Ontology annotation, molecular function: single-stranded DNA binding. Bases 1327 to 3873 code for a protein of 848 amino acids. The transcript has 15 exons.